Messenger RNA from Verruconis gallopava, 1043 nucleotides. RefSeq lists its product as uncharacterized. The coding region runs from base 159 to 1043 and encodes 294 amino acids. Lineage: Eukaryota; Fungi; Ascomycota; Dothideomycetes; Venturiales; Sympoventuriaceae. The transcript has 3 exons. The record is from RefSeq and is a predicted model, not a curated record.
UGUGUGCCGGAUCCCAAAGAGGAAGACCGCUCAUCGCUCAUGGCUGCAAUAUUUUGAGCAUAAAAUGUCAUUCAGAUUCGCACGUAUCUCCAAGAUGAUCAAUUGACUCGAAUAAGACUUUAACUCUGAGUCAUCACUCACUUCUCGUGGUUUCAUCCAUGGCAGCAAGAGACCCAACAUUCUCAAAGUUUUCCGUUGCAGAGGGCAAAGCCUACGCAGAGAAUAGGGGAAUUCAGUAUCCACCAGCUGUUUUUGAAGAGAUCCUUCGUUAUCAUGACGGUGGCACUGGCUUGGCUGUUGAUGUUGGAUGCGGGCCUGGUAAUGUAACUCGGGACCUCGCCAGGUAUUUCGAUAAAGUCAUCGGCCUUGACAACAGCAGUGGCAUGAUUGAGGCGGCCCAGGCUAUCCUGGCAGACGAAAAAAAUGGAAAUAUUGCCUUUGAUAUAUGGGCUGCCGAAUCUUUAGACAAGUAUGCUGGCCUUGAAGCUGAUAGCGUUGAUGUGAUCACCUGUGCCGUGUCGAUUCAUUGGUUUGAUCUGCCGGCCUUUUAUCGCGCUGCUGCUAAAGUUCUCAAGCCCGGAGGCUCAAUUGCGGCUUGGGUCAGCGCGCCAGCCAAAGCAGCUUCCUCGUGCCCUCAUGCUACUGAAAUCAAUGCGGUUUUUAGCGAGCUUAACACUGCACUAAAACCAUUCAAAAUGCCAGCAAACGUUCUAGCCGACGGGCAAUAUGAAGACUUGCCGCUCCCGUGGACAAUUGAGCCACCAAACUGUGAUUUCGAAAGUUCAUCCUUCAAACGUGUUGUUUUCUGCGAGGAGAAUGGGAAUGCACUGUUGAAGUCUUAUCCGCUGAAACUCGAUCGGCUUGAGCAGGGCAUGCUCUCGGCGAGCCCAUAUAUCAGAUGGAGGGAAGCAAACCCGGAUCUUGCGGGCACAAAUCAAGACAUCUCAAAGCUCCACGUUCAAAAGAUGCGGGAUGUUCUCGGAGGGGUAGAGGUCAUAGAUAUGGAGGUCCAGUUGGUGCUCAUCAUGAUGAAAAAAAAGUGA